AGCCCAGCCUGUGCCAAGCCGGGCCUGCCCUCCCCUGACCAGACCCUGCCAGUCCUUCUCACCGGGCCCUGUCCUCACCUAACCCUGUCCCCCUCCCCAGGCCCUGUCCUCACCCAGCCCUAUCUUCCUGGCCCUGUCCUCCUCCCCAGAACCUGUCCUCCUUAGCCAGGUGACGCCCCUGCAGGUCUUCCCUCCAUAGUCACCCUGCACUCUGGAGGAGGCGACCUGGGCCUGGGUGGUGACUUCCAGGAUUCUCACACCCCAGAUUCCCAGGGAAAAUGUGCUCCUUUGGAGGUGGGCAGAGGGCUCAGAAGAAAGAGAUGGACCAGAAAUGAGAGAAAAGGGAAAACAGACCCUUAACACAGAUGGCAAGGGAUUGCAGAGAGAGGGCGUAAGAGUGAAAGAAGAGGCCAUAAAGCAGCAGAGAGAAGAAAUCUAGAAUCGCAAUCUCCACAGAGGUGAAGGACAGCCACUCAGGGAAAAAUACAACCUGGAGGGACCUCUGGCAGAGCAUGGGAGGAGAGGACAGAUAAUCUGCAUGGCAGAGGGGAACUGUGGUACUGGGACAAGAAGAGGGGUAACAUGUGACAAGGGGAGCCCAGGGAGGAGCACUUCAGGAAGGGAUGUGGGUGUUCAGAGCAUGGGGACAGGGGCCUGCAGCAGGCAGGGCAGAGGGAGCCUGUAGAUGGGGAAGAAAGAGGCAGAGAUCUGUGGAGAUUGGGGACAGUCAGGGACUGGGCAGAAAGACUGACUGGAGGUGAAGGGAGUUGCAGGAAUGGGGAAGAUCAGAUGGAGGGAAGGAGUAGAGGGAAGAGGGGGAGAAACCAGGAGAGGAGAGGGAAGCAAAGUGCGCAGGACCCAGGAUGGGGGAAGAAAUGAGAGUGGAGGUGAGAAUGGAGAUGAUGAGAGGGAGGGAGGGAAGCAGCAAUGAAGAUGGGGACCCGGGUGCAGAUGGUGACUUGAUUAGAUGGGCAUGGUGAAGCUGAAGUGUAAUGAUGUCUAUGUUUAUAAUUCAAAAAAUUAAAAUUUGUGCUUAAAUUAUGUCUUUACAUGAGGAUAACAAUUGCAAAACUGUCUGGAUUUGUCUAUUUUAAAACUAUUGGUACAAAUAACUUCCAUAUUCAGCCAGAAGGCAGGGUCUGACCCAUUCAGUUUGGGGUCGGUCUCUUCUGUUUUCCUGGGAUAGUGUAGUGUGGGUGAGUGUGAGAUAACAAAGAAAAACCAGAAUUCCUACUCAGGACAGGAGGCUCUCAAGGUCAAGGCCCCAACAAUGUAGGCAGACUGUCUGAAAAUUUAUAAAAGGGUUGCGGGUUGGGGGUAGCUCAGUGGUAGAGCACACGUCAAUUCAAUUCCCAGUACCAUAAAAUAUGUGGGGAUUUCUUCCCAUUCAUAAGCAGUUCUCCUUAAGACAACAAUUUAGUGUUCUGUAAUUUAACUGAGAUCUGGCAUUCACUGCCUGGAGAUACGAUCAGAUGCCACCGUUUGAAGGUUCAGUAUAGAAGCACUGCCCCCCAGUUUAGAUGCCAGUCUCAUGAUCAGGUUGGAACUUGGACUUUAGUCAACUGGAUAUACAUCCUGGAUUCCCAUGACGCCUGCUAAGCUUCUAUUACUUUUCUAGUUCAACACCCAGCGUGCAGGGAACACUUGAUAAAGUUUAUCCACUUGUUAUAAGGGAUACAGGUGAAGAGCCAGAUAGGCCCCCUGUAGUCUUCAACGUUUUCAGGUAGGGUGGCCUUGUACUUCCUGGGGCUUAGGUGAACAUCUCUGCUUAUUAUCUACAAUAUUGAAGAUACUACAGUAUGUUUUAAGUUACAAAAUAAAGAAUAAACUGUAUGUUUACCUAAGACAGGUGAGGAAAUGGAUUUUAAACUUCAUUUAGGUGAAUAGAAAUGUCAGACCUCAGUCCUACCUGCUCUGCUUCCCCAGGGCCUCUGCCCUCAUCUCCUGCUGUGUCCUCUGCUUGCUCACUUUCAGCCACAGGGGCCUCUUUCCUUUUCCUGGCCGGAGCUUGCUCCAGCCUCAGGGCCUUCACUGGGUCCUGUCUCUCUACCUAGCCCUCUACAUGGCCCCUGGGCUGCAGGUGGCCAACCCCUCAGGUCUAUGACAUCACCUGCUCCAUGGAGACUCCUUGAUCGCCCCCAGCUCCUGUCACACUCCAGCCACAACCUGCCCCCACUCUGGUCCAUGCAGCUUGCUGUGUCUGUCUCUUUCUCCUCCUUUACUGUCCACUACCUGGACCCUGAUAAGAACAAGGGUCCAAGAGAUGGGCAGAGCCAGAAGGUGGGUGGUGGGCUGGGCCUGCCCCUCCGGGAGGUGCUCAACGUUGGCUUCCCAUGAGUGCUGAGGCAUUUUGCAAGCAGUCUGUCCACCUACUGGACAUCUCAUUGAUGGGUGCACAGCCUUAAUAAGAUUGACUUGUAAAGACUCGUGUUACCUGAGGAAACAGCCCUGAAGAGGAGGAGGAAAGAAAAGGAGUCAGGAAUGGCUGUCACUGAGGGACAGUUGGCAUUCAGGGAUGUGGCCAUUGAAUUCUCCCAGGAGGAGUGGAAGUGCCUGGACCCCACACAAAGGGCUUUGUACAGGGACGUGAUGCUGGAGAACUACAGGAACCUGGUCUCCCUGGGGAUCUUCCUUCCUGACCUUGGUGUUAUUUCCAUGUUGGAAGAAGGGAAAGAGCCCUGGACCUUGAAGAAUGAAGUGAAAAUAGCAAGAAAUCCCAGUGGGUGGGGCUGUGUCAAAGGUGUGAACCCAGAUUUCUCUCCUAAACACAUAAUUAAAAAAUCACCUUCAAAAAGAAACAGCAGUAUAGAAGAGAGAUUCCAGAAAGCCAUGCUGGGAAGACAUGAGCACCAUGACGCUGAAGCCCUUUCCUUCAGGGACAUCCAGAGAAAGGCACAUGGCUUCCAGUUUCCAUGGAGAGAUGGUGAAGGAGAUUGUAAGAGAGUGCCCAUGAUCCAUAAAGGAAGCCACAUGGGUGGAAGAGACCGUGGUGAUGGACAGGAUGCAGGGAGCAAGCUUGAGAGUGAUUGGCUUGGGCUGGGCUUUCCGCCAGGCCUGUCUGCACCCCAGCUGCUUCAGUCUGCAGGGAAAAGCGAGUGUGGUGAAGAGGAGAAGUCUGUGCACAGUGGUUCUUCAGCUUUACCACCUCAAAGCGUUCCUUCCAGUGUCGGAACGCUGGAAGGAUACGGGAAUGACUUUCUUUAUUCUUCAUUGCUCAUUCCAAGGCACAAAGCACACAUUAGGGACAAGCCUUACAGAUGCCACGAGUGUGGCAAGGUCUUUAGUUACACCUCCUCUCUUGCACAUCAUCGCAGAAUCCACACUGGAGAGAAACUGUACAAGUGUGCUGAGUGUGGCAAGGCUUUCUUCAGGCGCUCCUAUCUUUUGGUGCACGAGAGACAUCACACGGGAGCAAAACCUUACAAGUGCAAUGAGUGUGGUAAGGUCUUCACUCAGAACUCACACCUAACAAGUCAUCGCAGAACUCACACCGGAGAGAAGCCGUACAAGUGUGCCGAGUGCGGCAAGGCCUUCAGCGUGCGCUCCAAUCUAACCAACCAUCAGGUGAUCCACACUGGAGAGAAGCCAUACAAGUGCAACGAGUGUGGCAAGGUCUUCAGCCAGACCUCGAGCCUCGCGAUUCACCGGAGAACUCACACAGGGGAGAAACCAUACCGGUGUAACGAGUGUGGCAAGGUCUUCAGCUCUCACUCAAACCUCAACACCCACCAGGUCAUCCACACUGGAGAAAAGCCCUACAAGUGUUCUGAGUGUGGCAAGGUCUUCACCCAGAACUCACACCUGGCCAAUCACUGGAGGACUCAUACGGGGGAGAAGCCGUACAAGUGUACAGAGUGUGGCAAGGCCUUCAGCGUGUACUCAAGCCUGACUACUCACCAGGCGAUCCACACUGGGGAGAAGCCGUACAAAUGCAAUGAGUGUGGCAAGGUCUUCACCCAGAACUCACACCUGGCAAGUCACCGAGGAGUUCACAGUGGAGAGAAGCCAUACAAGUGUGAUGAGUGCGGCAAGGUCUUCAGCCAGACCUCAAACCUCGCCAGGCACUGGAGGGUGCACACUGGGGAGAAGCCCUACAGGUGUGCCGAGUGCGGCAAGUCCUUCAGCGUGCGCUCCAGCCUGACGUCCCAUCAGGUGACCCACACUGGAGAGAAGCCAUACAAGUGCAAUGAGUGUGGCAAGGUCUUCAGCCAGACCUCGAGCCUCGCAAUUCAUCAGAGGAUUCACACAGGGGAGAAACCAUACCGGUGUAACGAGUGUGGUAAGGCCUUUAACUCACACUCAAACCUCAACACCCACCAGGUCAUCCACACUGGAGAAAAGCCGUACAAGUGUUCUGAGUGUGGCAAGGUCUUCACUCAGAACUCACACCUGGCCAAUCAUCGUAGAACUCACACCGGGGAGAAGCCAUACAAGUGUACAGAGUGUGGCAAGGCCUUCAGCGUGUACUCAAGCCUGACUACUCACCAGGCGAUCCACACCGGGGAGAAGCCGUACAAGUGCAAUGAGUGUGGCAAGGUCUUCACCCAGAACUCACACCUGGCAAGUCACCGGAGGACUCACACUGGAGAGAAGCCGUACAAGUGUGAUAAGUGUGGCAAGGCCUUUAGUGUGCGCUCAAGCUUGACUACCCACCAGGCAGUCCACACUGGAGAGAAGCCAUACACAUGUAAUGAGUGUGGUAAGGUCUUUAGUCGAAGUUCCAACCUUGCAAGUCAUCGAAGAACUCACUCUGGACUCAAGCCUUACAAAUGAGUGUAGCCAGGUCUUUGCCUUGCACAACAUCUGUGCAUUAAUUUUUAAGAGAGUUUAUAAACGCAGUGACUGUGGAAGACUAUCAGGAGUUGAUCCGUGGCUGGGGUGUGGCCCAGGGCAGAGUACUUGCCUUGUACAUGCCAGGCCCUGGGGUCCACGCCCAGCACAGACAGUAGUGCAAGCACUGGUAGGCUCCAGAGCAUAUGGAAAGAAGUCUUGUAUCUGUAAUGUGCCCCACAGAGGCUUCAGUCCAGCCUCACAGAUGACUGGAAAGCAGCAAUACGUCAUUGAUGAAACCGUACAAAUGGAGGGUCUUUACUGGGCUGUUGUUACCUGAUGACCAUACCUGCAGAUGAGGAUUUACUUGAAGAAAUUCUCUAGUUCUCUAUGGGUAACCCUGGUCACUACAUUUUGUGGAGUAAUUCCAAGUCAAAAUACGUUAAGACUCAAAGGUGCAAGGACUUUUGGAAAUCAACUACUUAUCUUCAGGUCAAGAAUUACUUUAUUCAGUCAUUUGAGGUCUCAUGAGAAGGCUUCUUUGCUAUAUGUAACUUUUACCCUGGGCUUUAAAACCUGUCUCACGUUGUGCCUGCCUUCCAGGCCUUUAUUAUGGUCACUGGGAAAGAAGCAUAGGAUGGGAGGGCUUACUGCAUUAGGUAAGGGUCAUUCUGUUCAACUUCUGGGAAGACAAGCUCUGCCUUUCCAGGUAAAUAUUGUCUAAAUUAGCAUCUGGAAGAGGUAAAGAGUAGUGUCUUUAAGUGGAUACAAGUCGUCAAGCUUCCUGUGUCCUGAGGCCCUUCUGUAGUUUAUAGGAAAAAUCAAAAAUCAUUCCAUCGACUGUAAAAUAAAACAGACCAAGGAUGUGCCAUCCUGGGGGCUCAUAUGGGAUGAGAGUCACAGGCGAACAGGGACAGACUGUGAUAGAAUGCAAAAGAAUGGGGACCACAUGCUCCAUUGAAUCACAAUAGCACUCUUAGCAAAGACCGAAGAGUAAUUAGCCCUAUUUUUGAAAUUGAGAGUUAUCAGACUGGAAAAUCUAAUUAAAAGAACCAGAAUGGGGGCUCGGGGCAUGGCUCGAUAGAGUACUCGCCUAGCAUGUUUAAGGCCCUGGGUUCUAAGCUCGACAAAAAAGAAAAAAUAGCAUUUCCUUCAGGAUUAUUUAACUGCUGGUCAUACAUUUUGCCACUGCUUUAGUACAAUGUAUCAUUGAUCUGAUGUUUUAAUUAAUAAAAUUUAAUCUUUUCAUUACUACAA
Messenger RNA from Marmota monax (woodchuck), 6027 nucleotides. RefSeq names its product zinc finger protein 665. Gene Ontology annotation, cellular component: nucleus. The transcript has 5 exons. Gene Ontology annotation, biological process: regulation of DNA-templated transcription. The record is from RefSeq and is a predicted model, not a curated record. Lineage: Eukaryota; Metazoa; Chordata; Mammalia; Rodentia; Sciuridae. The coding region runs from base 2482 to 4773 and encodes 763 amino acids.